Messenger RNA from Bemisia tabaci, 1776 nucleotides. Its product is annotated as C-signal. The record is from RefSeq and is a predicted model, not a curated record. Gene Ontology annotation, molecular function: oxidoreductase activity. Gene Ontology annotation, cellular component: cytoplasm. Lineage: Eukaryota; Metazoa; Arthropoda; Insecta; Hemiptera; Aleyrodidae.
UGUAAUUUUUUUCCACUGUCAGUUAAACGCAGCGUUAAGACUAUACCAAUACACUUUGUUCGUAGUUUCCCCCUUUUUUUCAUUGCUAAAAAGCAGAGCAUUUUCAUUCUUCUUAUUUCACCGGGAGCUUGAAUAUUAGUCCACACUUUUUUCUCUUUCUUUUUUUGACUAUUAUGAUAAGUGGACAUUUAAAUUUAAUAAUUGCUUGAAAAUGGCUGGGAUUCACUCGGUUCUCGUCACGGGAGCUUGGCGCGGCAUCGGUUUGGAAUUUACGAAACAAUUUUUGACCAACCCUGAUUUCCGGGCGGAAAUUGUCAUUGCAACAUGUUUGGUACCCGCAGAGGCUAAGGAUUUACUUGAACUUCAGGAGAAACAUUCUGCUUUGCAUAUUCUUGAACUUGACGUGACAAAAUUCGACACUUUUAACGAGUUGGUGAAUAAAGUGCAGGCCAUAGUCGGUCACAGAGGCCUAACACUACUGAUCAAUAAUGCAGGAAUCGGAAGUCCCAUGCACAAACUUGAAAGCAUUGACGCUGAUCGGUAUAUUUCAGUUCUGAAGACGAACACCGUCGGUCCAGUUCUUCUGACAAAAGCUUUGCUUCCUUUGCUGAGGCAAUCUGCAUCAGUAAAUGCCGCACGAUGUCAUGAUCGAUUAAGCAUCACUAGGGCUGCUGUCAUAAAUAUCACAUCUAUAUUCGCAUCUAUACUUCAGACAGGCUCCGACAAAACUAUGGAAAAAGUAAGAGCAUACGGCUACAGAGAAAGCAAAACGGCCCUAAACAUGGCAACCCAACUAAUGAGCCGAGAGCUUGAAGAAGACGGGAUUUUGGUGGAGUCCAUACAUCCUGGCUUCGUCAUCACUGAUAUGACUGCGCAACUAAAAGCGACAACCACCACGGAGACCAGUGUCACCAGCAUGCUCAAAACUAUGCUGGACUUUAGCGAAAAGAAUAAAAUUGGCUUCCGCUCUUACGAUGGAGAAAUCAUACCAUUUUGAUUUAAAUGUAUUUGUGGCAGGCAAUUAGCAAUUGCUGGCAAUAUGCAUGCAGCUAACGUGUUGUUUUGACAAAUUUUAAAAAUGAGCACCGGUAUAACAGAUUUUGUUGGUUAUGGCUCUCGAUAAAAUGAUCUCGGCUUGGAGCGCCUUCAUUUUUUCGUGAUACUCAUCGCUUCGCCAUGCAAUUACUUACGUUGCCUAUACGACCUAGACCCAACUGGGGCCAUUGAUUUCACCAUACUCGUGCACGCGUGUGUCAGUAGUUAACAUGCAUGUGCGGGGAAAAUACGUAUAUUUAAGUUUUGAGAAAAAUCUUAGGUACCUCUUGUUUUCUUUUUUUAAAAUUAUGAAUUGUAUACUUUUACAUUAAAACUUUUUUUACUUUUUUAAUUUCACUUAACAGUUUUUAGGCAUCAAAGAGCACCAAAAUGUUCAGCUUUAGCAAAAAAUGUCAUGUGCGAACCUCCUCCAUUGACUCGAUCCACUGAGCUCCGUAUGAGCAUUCGAAUUUUGCCGCGUCCACCCCGUUAUAUGUAAAAAUCUUAUUUUUGAGAAUAGUUAUAAAUCUUUUAUCUGCAACUUUCAGACGCUUUAGAUUAAACUGCUAAUACAAGUAAUACAAUUCACAGUGAAAUCGGAAGGAAAAUUUCCACCAAUUUCCCGGAGCUUUCGUACUUUAUCCUAGGAAAUUUGGCAACGUCUGAAGGCUCAUACGGUCUUGCGAGAUGUCCGGUUCCUAAGCUACUUCUUGCCAUGAGGAGAACAACUAUUUCAAAUUC